Messenger RNA from Andrographis paniculata, 966 nucleotides. RefSeq names its product rac-like GTP-binding protein RAC9. The transcript is spliced from 7 exons. NCBI's taxonomy places the organism in Eukaryota, Viridiplantae, Streptophyta, Magnoliopsida, Lamiales, Acanthaceae. The record is from RefSeq and is a predicted model, not a curated record. Bases 101 to 724 code for a protein of 207 amino acids. Gene Ontology annotation, biological process: cortical cytoskeleton organization; regulation of cell shape; regulation of actin cytoskeleton organization. Gene Ontology annotation, cellular component: cell projection; cell cortex; nucleus. Gene Ontology annotation, molecular function: protein kinase binding; GTP binding; GTPase activity.
AAACUAAACAUUGGAUUACAGAAAGAAUGGAUAUAUAAACAAAGAUUGAUAGAGUAGACGUUAGAAAAAAACAAAAAAAAGACCUGCAGGGGGGAGAGGGAUGACUACUGCAAGAUUCAUAAAGUGUGUAACCGUAGGCGACGGCGCCGUAGGGAAGACAUGCAUGCUAAUUUCUUACACCAGCAAUACAUUCCCAACGGACUAUGUCCCGACAGUAUUCGACAACUUUAGUGCCAAUGUGGUUGUGGAUGGAAGCACUGUGAACAUUGGCCUGUGGGAUACUGCAGGGCAAGAAGAUUACAAUAGACUAAGACCAUUGAGUUACAGAGGAGCUGAUGUGUUCUUGUUGGCUUUUUCUCUGAUUAGCAAAGCCAGCUAUGAAAAUAUAUACAAAAAGUGGAUUCCUGAGCUAAGACACUAUUCUCCAAAUGUGCCUAUUGUACUGGUGGGAACCAAAUUAGACCUGAGAGAAGAUAAGCAAUUCUUGAGUGAUCAUCCAGGAGCAAUCCCUAUUACAACCCCACAGGGGGAAGAACUGAGAAAGAUGAUUGGGGCAGUAGCUUAUAUAGAAUGCAGUGCCAAGACUCAACAGAAUAUAAAACUUGUGUUCGAUACUGCCAUUAAAAUGGUGUUAAGACCUCCUAAAUUGAAGAAAAAGCAAAGCAAGUCCAAAGCCAAGUCCAAGUACGGAUACAGACCGUCAACAAGAUGCAACUUUCUUUAAAAUCAAAACUCGAUUACAUUUUUGCGAACUCUAGUAAAACUCAAUUUUUAUUUCCUACUUUCUCCCCUCCCUUAGAUUUUAAUUUCAAUAUUUUGUAAUAGAUAAGGGUGUCACACGUUCUAGGUGCACACCAAUUAAGCCCCUUACUCAUGUUGUAUUACAUAUCAUAAUCAUUGAAAUUCAUUCCCGUUAGUUACUUUUGAGAAACUAAAUUUCCAAUAAUUAAUUCCAUGGAAAUUGAU